This is a messenger RNA of Bubalus bubalis (water buffalo), 2080 nucleotides long. RefSeq names its product upstream-binding factor 1-like protein 1. The record is from RefSeq and is a predicted model, not a curated record. NCBI's taxonomy places the organism in Eukaryota, Metazoa, Chordata, Mammalia, Artiodactyla, Bovidae. Bases 150 to 1481 code for a protein of 443 amino acids. The transcript is spliced from 2 exons.
UUUUUUUCCUGUUCAGAGAUGUUUUGAGUUUUCUGAACCCUGGGAGACUCUGAAAGUUACAGGUGCUGACCCAUCCAGAGAGCAUAGAAUUCCCAACCGGAGUGGGUGGAUUCUCCUACUGGAAUUGAUGAGACCAAUUCUGCAAUCUUAUGAAUCAUCACACUCACCUGCUGAAUCUUGAGAGUGCAGAUGCUGGAGAUUCUGCUGAGAUGGCUGAACUUCCAGGACCAUAUAAUUGUCCCAAAGACCUAGAAAUGGUGCUGCCUAAAAGUCAAGAUGACUGGUCCAAAGAAGACAUUGUGCAGUUACUGGAAUAUAUGGAGAAAAGCAUUCCAUCCAAUGACAGGCACACAUUCAAAAUGACCCAGUCAAUGAUGGACUGGGAAAAAGUAGCUUUUAAAGAUUUUUCUGGGGAAAAAUGCAAACUCAAAUGGUUAGAGAUUUCUUAUAACUUGACAAAGUUCCGCACUUUGAAAGAAUUAAUCCUGGAAGCUAAGGAAAAUGUUAACAAUCCUUCCAAAAGCAGAAACCACAAGAAACAUCCUGAUUUACCCAAGAAGCCCCUGACAGCUUACCUCCGCUUUUUUAAAGAGAUGAGACCUCAGUACCUCCAAAAACACCCCAAGAUAAGCAACCAGGAGCUGACCAAGGUUCUGUCUGAGGAAUACAAGAAGCUGCCCGAACAGCUCAAGCUGAAAUACAGUCAAGAUUUCCAGAAAGAGAAACAGGAGUUUCAGGAGAAAAUGGUUCUGUUCAGAGAACAGCACCCUGAACUAGUCCAGAACUCCAAGAAACCUGAUGUCCCCAAAGGAAGUCAAAGCAAAGUGCCAAAGAAGUUUCAGGAAAAUGUGCAAAAAGUGAAGCCUCCCCCAGAAAACCAUUUACCCAUGAAAUGGAAAUUCCAAGGAGAGCCCAAGAAGCCCCGGAUGAAUGGCUAUCACAAGUUCCACCAGGAUCUCUGGUCGAGCAGGGAGCUGAAAGUGGUGCCCCCGAGGGAGCGCAUGGUAGAGAUCAGUAGACGCUGGCAGAGGGUCUCCCAGGACCAGAAGGAGAUUUAUAAGAAGCAGGCAGAGGAACUGCAGACACAGUACAAGGUGGACCUUGAUCUCUGGCUCAGGACUCUGUCUCCUGAAGAAUAUGCUGCUUACAGAGAGGCGACCUGGGCUAAGCGUAAGAACAUGAGCGUGACGGGGGGCCCGAACCCCAAGAUUAGAAGGAUGGAUCUGCAGUCCCCAUCAUCAGGGAAUCUGCAAGGAAGGCUUAGAGAGGACCUGGGGCUUCAGGCUGCAGAGUUAGCAUCAUCGGACAUGACUGGAAAACAUUCUCCUGCCUCAGGGAGAUCAGAGGAAAAUGAGGAAGAGGAGGAAGGCAGCCGCUGCUCAGCCCCCAGCAUUGCGGAUGAAGAUGGAGAUUCUGAGCCAGAGGACCGCGGCUCCAGCUCAUCGUCCUCAGGGAACUCCUCUGACUCGGAUUCCAACUGAGUUUAGUUCACAACCUGAAGGGACAAAGAACUUUCCAGCAAAAGUCCAUGGGCCCUUCUCUCUAUUGCCUCUUCAUUGUCUUCCUUCUUUCCCUCCCUCUUCAUACAAAGUGGGACCUUUUGGAAAGAAGGCAUCUUGUGCUCUAAUUUCUGCCCUCUCCAUCUACCCCACGUUCACCCCGAGAGAAAGUCAAUGCAAUGAUGCCUCGUCAAAUAAACCCUGAGCUGACUGGGCUCCGGGGCACCCUGGACUAGACUGAGCUCCCUGAACUGGGAAGGUUUGCUCUCCUCACCCUCUGCGGGCCAGACGUGUGAGGGGCUGCAGGGGUCUUUGACCCCCCUCUUCUCUGUGACCUUGUCCCUCAGGACUCAGGCAGUGAGCUGGGGAGGGAAGAUCUGAUUGACUGGAAGUAGGAGACUUGCCUUUAAGACAAUUGUCUCUGUCCCUUCUCUCUGAAGUGAGGAGCUGGCCCUUCCUUAUCUUGGAAGCAAGGAUGGGCAUGUGGGCAGCAGCAUUUCUCUCUAUAUAUUUAUCCUUUGAGUUAUCAGUGAGAUUUUUCUUACUGAUUUCAAAAGUUAUAAAUUAAAAUUUAAAACUGC